ACUCCGCGUCCACCUAAAAUCCAGACAUCCAUGUAUCCAAAACAAGUGCUCUCGCGACAAAAGAAACCGAAAACGCAGUGAAAUUAACGAGUUUUAUGUAAUGUCAAACUCGGAAACGCUCUUCUCGUGUGCUAAAGUGGCCCCUCUGACAUGUUUCAGCCAAUGUCAGCCCGAGAUUAGGACAAUCAGACGAGUUGUGGACUUGUGUGUGGUUUAUUAGAAAAGUGCAGGGAAAACCAACAAAGGACUGAAAUGUAAUAAUAACACCUGUUGGUUAGACAAGGUACCUCUCUCAGAAUAAACAUGUCUGCUGGUACAGAACUGAAGAAUAUGCAGCCAGGUAUACCCCAGCUGCUACCUGAUCUCACAACUUUAAGUCUCAUCGGACACAGAUCUCAAGUGAAUAAUCAUUUGUCGCAUCACGCGACCAUGCAACAACAACAGCAACUAAAUGAGUCGUGGCAGACCAGCCCGCCUCAUCAAAGUGCUAGUCCCCCGCCACAAACCGCAUUCGCUGAUCCACUCUCAGCAACCGCCCCUGGAACCGCUAGCACCGCCGUGGCCGUCGUGGGGGCGACGAGCACGGCCCUCGCCACCGUGCCACCCACGACAGAUCCGCCGGUCUUCCAAUGUCCCCGUCGGCCAAAUCUCGGCCGCGAAGGCCGUCCCAUUGGCUUGAAAGCCAACCAUUUCCAAGUGACGAUGCCGCGUGGCUUCGUCCAUCACUACGACGUGAGCAUACAGCCCGAUAAAUGCCCCAGAAAGGUCAAUCGGGAAAUUAUCGAGACUAUGGUACACGCCUAUGGUAAAAUUUUCGGCAACUUGAAGCCGGUCUUCGACGGUAGAAACAAUCUCUACACGCGUGAUCCUCUACCGAUUGGUAAUUCACGCGAGGAGUUGGAAGUGACGUUGCCUGGCGAAGGCAAGGAUAGGUUGUUUAGGGUGACAAUAAAAUGGGUGGCGCAAGUGUCGCUUUACGGACUCGAGGAAGCGCUAGAAGGGAGAACACGACAAAUACCGUAUGAGGCAAUUCUGGCGCUUGAUGUCGUAAUGAGACACUUACCGUCGAUGAGUUACACGCCAGUUGGUCGAAGCUUCUUCAGCAGUCCGGAAGGGUAUUAUCAUCCGUUGGGUGGUGGGCGAGAGGUUUGGUUUGGGUUUCACCAGUCGGUCAGGCCUAGCCAAUGGAAAAUGAUGUUGAAUAUUGAUGUUUCUGCAACUGCUUUUUACAAAGCACAGCCGGUUAUCGAAUUUAUGUGCGAAGUUUUGGAUAUUCGAGAUAUCAACGAACAGAGAAAACCGCUAACUGAUAGUCAACGUGUCAAAUUUACGAAAGAAAUCAAAGGUUUGAAAAUCGAAAUAACACAUUGUGGGACCAUGAGGCGGAAGUAUAGGGUGUGCAAUGUGACACGAAGACCGGCUCAGAUGCAAUCUUUCCCCCUCCAACUGGACAACGGACAGACCGUAGAGUGUACCGUAGCAAAGUAUUUCCUCGACAAGUACAAAAUGAAAUUAAGAUACCCCCAUUUACCGUGCCUCCAGGUUGGCCAGGAACACAAACACACCUAUUUGCCGUUAGAAGUCUGUAACAUUGUAGCUGGCCAACGAUGCAUCAAGAAACUAACGGAUAUGCAAACAUCCACUAUGAUAAAAGCUACAGCAAGAUCAGCACCGGACAGAGAACGUGAAAUCAACAACUUGGUAAGGAGGGCUGAUUUCAACAACGACCCCUACGUGCAAGAAUUCGGCUUGACAAUCAGUAACAACAUGAUGGAAGUUCGCGGUAGGGUUCUCCCACCUCCUAAACUACAGUACGGUGGUCGGGUGGCUUCCCUCAGCGGACAGGUGGGCUGGCACAGCAAACAGCAAGCGAUGCCUAAUCAAGGCGUGUGGGACAUGCGAGGCAAACAAUUCUUUACGGGUGUGGAAAUCAGAGUUUGGGCCAUCGCUUGUUUUGCUCCACAGCGUACCGUGAGGGAAGACGCUUUAAGGAAUUUCACACAGCAGCUACAAAAAAUCUCAAACGAUGCAGGCAUGCCAAUAAUCGGACAACCAUGUUUUUGUAAAUAUGCGACAGGUCCGGACCAAGUCGAGCCAAUGUUCCGGUACCUGAAAUCGACUUUCCAGUCAUUGCAACUCGUUGUCGUUGUCUUGCCUGGAAAGACACCUGUCUAUGCUGAAGUUAAAAGGGUAGGCGACACAGUAUUAGGGAUGGCCACCCAAUGUGUUCAAGCAAAAAAUGUAAACAAAACAUCACCACAGACACUGUCAAAUCUAUGCCUCAAAAUAAACGUUAAGCUAGGAGGUAUCAACAGCAUUCUUGUGCCAUCGAUCAGACCAAAGAUAUUUAACGAACCUGUCAUAUUUCUGGGUGCUGAUGUCACUCAUCCUCCAGCCGGCGACAAUAAAAAACCUUCAAUAGCAGCCGUCGUCGGUUCAAUGGACGCUCAUCCCUCACGUUAUGCCGCCACUGUUCGCGUCCAGCAACACCGACAAGAGAUCAUCCAAGAGUUGAGCUCAAUGGUUCGGGAACUUUUGAUAAUGUUUUACAAAUCGACCGGCGGCUACAAACCCCAUCGUAUCAUUUUGUACAGAGAUGGCGUGUCAGAAGGACAAUUUCUCCAAUUAUUACAGCAUGAAUUAACAGCGAUUCGAGAAGCUUGCAUCAAAUUGGAGAGCGAUUAUAAGCCGGGUAUUACGUUUAUUGUGGUGCAGAAGAGGCACCACACCAGAUUGUUUUGCGCUGACAAGAAGGAACAAAGUGGGAAGAGUGGGAAUAUUCCAGCGGGAACCACAGUCGAUGUUGGGAUCACACAUCCGACAGAAUUUGAUUUUUAUUUGUGCAGUCAUCAGGGUAUACAGGGUACAUCAAGGCCGUCACACUACCAUGUCCUAUGGGAUGAUUCCCAUUUGGAUUCGGAUGAACUUCAGUGUUUGACGUAUCAGUUGUGUCACACUUAUGUGCGCUGUACUCGGUCUGUUUCUAUACCGGCACCGGCUUAUUACGCCCAUUUGGUAGCUUUCCGAGCAAGAUAUCACUUAGUAGAAAAGGAGCAUGACAGUGGUGAAGGUUCGCACCAGUCGGGUUCUUCCGAAGACCGAACACCCGGAGCCAUGGCAAGGGCUAUAACAGUGCAUGCAGACACCAAGAAGGUGAUGUAUUUCGCUUAGUGCAUCCCUCGAGUGUGAAAAAUGGGAUGGAGGAAGUGUUUGUUUACGGAAAAUUUGUCUUUUUCUUUCAUCGGAGUCAAGAAAACCAAGCACCAAAAAAACCUUGAUUUACUGAUAUUUACAACACAUAAGUCAUAAUUUAGCAAUGGAAUGGACGUUUUUUGUUGUUCCGUAUGACGAUCACCCUCCUCUUGCACAAAUCAAAAGACGCUUUGUAAAAUGAAUUAAUUGAAACAAAAGGACCUUAAGUUAACACAAUCCAUUAUUGAAGGAUCUCAUUAUUAAAUUAUGACUUGCUGGUUUUAUUUAGCAUUAAGUGCACGUGACGGUUUAUUAAUCAUGUUUGUUAUCCUUUGUAGUUUAAGGAUCAUAUAAUUUAUUUGAUGCCAAUCAAGUUGUAUACUUAAGGGCCGACAGAAAUAAUCCAUUGUAAUUUUGUGAUAUUCCAACACUCAGCGUAGAGAAAAAUACAGAAUAAAAUACGCCGCUUUGGUAUAUUUUUAUUUAAAUUCAUGCUUGUUUUAAUGUCACUGCAGGUUUUAACAAUAAUUCAAACGGCGCAUAUCAAUCAUUUAUUUGAUAAUUAGAAAGCGAAUUCUAUUAUUAUUAAGUGUAUUAUUAAAUCGUGUAGCUGUUUCCAUUGUUUCGAAUUCUAGUUCUUUUAUCUUCCACUAGGCCUUAUCAGGAACUUACAAAUUGUAUAUUUAUCGUAGGGUUUUGUUUCGCAAUUUUCCUGUCCUUUGUAUUUUAUUACAUUAAAUGUACGAAUAGUUUAUUUUGUAUUUUCUGUUAUUCGAAUCAUGCAACUGAGUUAUUUUUGUCAAACUAGUUGAGAUAUAAGCACAAAUACAUGUACCUAAUCUAAGUAACAAAAUGUAGUUUUCAGUCUAGUUCGCUGGACUUCUUUGGUUCAUGCUACAAGUGGUCCAAAACGCUUGGUCGUGUGGUGGCGUUUGGCAGCAGUGUUGAUCUUUUGGACCAUCCUGUACAUUAUGAAAAUUGAAUGUUGGUUACUGUGUUAUUCUUAUUUUAUGUACUGACCUCGAUCAUCUUAAAGAAGAUACAUAAUAAAGUUUAAAGCAAGUU
This is a messenger RNA of Tribolium castaneum (red flour beetle), 4257 nucleotides long. RefSeq names its product Argonaute-1 (gene AGO1). The transcript is spliced from 14 exons. Gene Ontology annotation, molecular function: single-stranded RNA binding; protein binding; miRNA binding. Gene Ontology annotation, biological process: regulatory ncRNA-mediated post-transcriptional gene silencing. Bases 304 to 3171 code for a protein of 955 amino acids. Lineage: Eukaryota; Metazoa; Arthropoda; Insecta; Coleoptera; Tenebrionidae. The record is from RefSeq and is a predicted model, not a curated record.